Coregonus clupeaformis (lake whitefish) is the source of this 3581-nucleotide messenger RNA. Its product is annotated as suppressor of cytokine signaling 5. Bases 1334 to 2995 code for a protein of 553 amino acids. Gene Ontology annotation, biological process: phosphatidylinositol phosphate biosynthetic process; intracellular signal transduction. Gene Ontology annotation, molecular function: 1-phosphatidylinositol-3-kinase regulator activity. NCBI's taxonomy places the organism in Eukaryota, Metazoa, Chordata, Actinopteri, Salmoniformes, Salmonidae. Gene Ontology annotation, cellular component: phosphatidylinositol 3-kinase complex. The record is from RefSeq and is a predicted model, not a curated record. The transcript has 2 exons.
UACAGAUACCCCCAAAUAUGACUUAAGUAGUACUUUAAAGUAUUUUUACUUAGGUACUUUACACCACUGCAAAUUCAUCAGCAACCCCCUUAUAAUCAGAACACAACUUGAGUGAGAAAAAAUAGCAUACAAGGAGUUUUACCAUGACUUUGGCAGUGCAUGGCUGGACGAACCAAGUCUCGGCCCCUAGGAAGAGAAUGAUUUUGCAAAAUUUCAGUUUUCAAGCAAAUUAUCUGCAAUUCUACACUUUUUGUCAUGAGGUAGAGAGCCUUUUUGUUGUUGCAGCUUUAAACCUCAUAUCCUGCAAUUCUACAUCCUGCAAUUCUACACAGUCUCAUGGCAAAAGUGGCAGUUUCAAAGCUUGAAUUACAGUGCAUUUAUGUUCAAAAACAUUUUAAGGGGAAUACAAGAAGAGUUGAGUUGAACAAUGUAUAAAUGGUGGAGUACUGUGGAUACCAAUAUCCCUGUGAGACUCCCAGGCCCAUGUUGCCCAGGGUUAAGAACAUAAAUCGUAGAUUAAAGAGCUAUAUGGAAUAUUUUUUCAUUGUAAUUCCAGAAAAUGGCCUUAAUAUACUUUAUCUACAGUAAUAGUGGAAUGAUAGUGUUUCACAAUAUUUUCCCCCCAUAUAUUUUUAUUGGCCACACAUAAAAUAGCAUUCUAAUGGUUCAGCCUUCUUAUUGGUCAAUAAAAGACAGACCAUCUCUUGUUAAUUUGACUGGAGCCAGCAAAUCUCUUGUCAAAUUGACUGGGGCUGAGUUUGAUGCUUACCCUUUGCUGUCCCAGUCAAUUUGACAACAAGAUACCAUCUGUCUUUUGUUGACCAAUAAGAAGGCUGCACCAUUACAAUGCAGUUUAGUGUGUGGACACAUUUUUUUGGGGGAAGAAAAUAUAGUGAAACUAACAUUCCACUAUUACUGUAGAUAUAUUAAGGCCAUUUUCUGAAAUUACUAUGCAAAAAUAUUACACCCUAUAAACCUAUUCCACGGAUCCCUUGGCCAAAAUUCAUUUAAUCUGUUAGUAAUAUUCAUAAAGAAAACGAAAUGUAAUUGUUAUUUUUUUUGUAUUUUGAGAUCUGGCAGUGGACCCCCUGCAGGACCCCCAGGGGUCCCCGGACCCCACUAUGAUCUGAUCUACUAGAUGGGUUAUUGACAAUGACUCCCUAAGUGACUGUGACUGUGAUGCAUGGGACAUGUUAUUGACAGGCUUUGGAAAGAUUCUGAAUGGGAGGGCUUGCUUCUGAGAACUGACUGCAGCCACAAAUCACCAGUCACCUUUUCCCUGCAGCCGACCUCGACUGCAACUACCAUUAUUCCAGCCCAUAAUUAACCUGACAUGUCACAACUGAAAGAGUCAGGUGAUCGUGGGAAAGACAGGGAGCGGGGCGCCCGUCCCAAGGUGAGACAGAGCCGGUCUGAGGAGAGAAGAGAUGCCGGCGGGGGGCAAAAAGGAGGAAGAGGAAAGAAGAAAGGCCAGACGUCCCAUCAGCAAGCUGCGGCGCGGCCUGUCAGCGAUGGCUUUGAGUAUGGGGACCUGCUGAGUGGACUGGAGCCCAGGGACCGCUGCUUCUCCUCUCCCCUGAAGGAGGGCAGGAGAUGGCAGGGCCUGGAGGGGGUCACUUCACUCAGUCAGGACAGGGGGACAGCCAGGCUGGCACAGGGGACAGCUGAGCCACCAGCCAGUGAGGCUGAAGGCAGGGGGGCAGGUGGCAGUCGCACACUCCGCCAAAAGAUCCAGGAUGCCAUGGGGCAGUGUUUCCCCAUAAAGACCAACACUCCAUUGCCAUCGUCGUCCAGUUCCACUCAGCAGGUCUUUAUGCCACAAGCUGCUGCUGCCGGGGCUGCCUCCUCCUCGCGCCGCAAGAUCCACCUUACUGAACUCAUGCUGGACGACUGUCCCUUUGCUGCAGGCACCGAGCUGGCUCAGAAGUGGUACCUCAUCAAGCAGCACACAGCCCCCAUCUCCACACCUCCCGUAGUGGAUACCUUGGUGGUCAGCACUAGUGCCUCUGCCUCAAACAUGGCUGCCGUGGUGGAGGAUGUGGAUGACAGGUUGCGAGAGCGCAGGCGCAUCAGCAUCGAGCAAGGCGUGGAGCCGCCGCCCAAUGCAGAGAUCCACACGUUUGAGGUGACGGCCCGGAUCAACCCUCUGUACAAGCUGGGGCCCAAACUGGCCCAUGGUAUGAAUGAGCUGGCAGUGGACGAUAGGGCUACCAUUCACCAGCAACAGCAGCUGCUUCUCCAGAGGCAACAGCAGCACCAGCUCCUCCUGCAGAGCUGUCUGGACACUCUGGAUGAGGUGGUGGCUGUGGCCUCCUCCUCUUCUGCCUCAGCGUCUGCCUUGGUCCCUGUCUGUGAGGCUGCUUCUGUCCCUGACCCCGUGGUUGACCCUGAGGUCACAGUCAGCCUCCAGCCAACCAGAGCUGUCAUCCCCCAGACUGAGGGUCCCCCUACUCAGGACGGCUAUCGCAUCCACACCCAGAUCGACUACAUCCACUGUCUGGUGCCUGACCUGCUGCAGAUCACUAACCUACCCUGCUACUGGGGUGUGAUGGACCGCUAUGAGGCAGAGACUCUGCUGGAGGGCAAGCCAGAGGGCACCUUCCUCCUCCGCGACUCAGCCCAGGAAGACUACCUCUUCUCUGUCAGCUUCCGCCGCUAUGGCCGCUCGCUGCACGCCCGCAUCGAGCAGUGGAACCACAACUUCAGCUUUGACGUGCAUGACCCCAGUGUGUUCCACGCACCCACCGUCACGGGCCUGCUGGAGCACUACAAGGACCCCAACUCCUGCAUGUUCUUUGAGCCUCUGCUGUCCAACCCCAUCCACCGCACCCAGCCCUUCAGCCUGCAGCACGUGUGCAGGGCGGUGAUCAGCAGUCGCACCACCUACGAUGGCAUCAACGUGCUGCCCAUCCCCUACACCCUGAAGAAACACCUGAAGGAGUACCAUUACAAGCAGAGGGUGAGGGUACGGAGGAUGGACACCUGGUGGGAAUAACAAAGACCUUCUGGUGGAAGUGAACCGCAACUAGGCUACUAACUAAACACUCUAUGGAGGCAGGCCUCACUCAGUGGACAACCAGUUGACUCACUCCAUUUCUUUCCCCAUUUGUCUUAAUUAACAUAUACUUACCUACUGCAUUCACUGUAUACCUAGCUACCGGUUUAUUUAUUAUUUGCUGUAUAUGACAUCUCUUACACUUGUCUUAAAUUCUGUGGAUACUAUGUUAAUUCAAUUACGAUGCACAUUCACAUUUUUCUUUGCUCACAAUAAACUUCGGAGUCAUCAUAACGAUACGCCAUGUGUGUAGAGAUGUAUCACUUUGGGUUGACGUGAACAGAGUCGAGGCUGGUUUGGUGGAUAAGUUAUGGAGCACAUACAGGUUUAGUAAUGGAUCAGUUCAUUACCAUUGCCAAAUGUAGGCUACUGGAGACGAACAGAUGUUACUUGUAAUAGAUAAUAUGAAUGGCAACAUGCUGGCAAACUGCUGAGGACCUGGCUGGUGUUAUAAACCAUUUGCGAAUGAAUUUUUUAUAUAUUUUGUGUCGUUCCUUUGAAGGCAAAAUAAAUGUAUUUAAGUGAA